Messenger RNA from Betta splendens (Siamese fighting fish), 2018 nucleotides. Its product is annotated as cytosolic phospholipase A2 gamma-like. Gene Ontology annotation, biological process: glycerophospholipid catabolic process. NCBI's taxonomy places the organism in Eukaryota, Metazoa, Chordata, Actinopteri, Anabantiformes, Osphronemidae. Gene Ontology annotation, cellular component: cytosol; nuclear envelope; nucleoplasm. The record is from RefSeq and is a predicted model, not a curated record. The transcript is spliced from 13 exons. Gene Ontology annotation, molecular function: calcium ion binding; calcium-dependent phospholipid binding. Bases 73 to 1818 code for a protein of 581 amino acids.
AGACUGGACAAAAUCAGCUUCAGGAGGAGACGGCUCUGACAGAGAACUGGUCCCAGAAGCCUGACGUCAGGCAUGCAGACUGGAAAUGCAGGUUUUUCACUGUUCUUUGUUUGUCUUGUCUUCAUCAGCAUGGAGGGAAAAGAAGCAGCUUCACAGAAACAGGUCCGUCGGUCCGACUCGCUGUGUGCUGGUGAACAGGACUAUGUCGCCAGGCGCAAACUAGUGGUGUUGAAGGCUCUGAAAAACCUGCAGGUCAACUGCACAGAGGACGCCGUUCCUCACAUCGCUCUGCUGGCGUCCGGGGGGGGUCAGAGGGCAGCGGUGGGUCUGGUGGGUUCUGCCUACCAGCUGCAGCAGGACGGCCUGCUGGACACGCUGCUCUACCUGGGAGGAGUCUCUGGGUCCACAUGGUCCAUGAGUUCUUUGUACUAUGACCCAGAGUGGAGCUCCAACAUGGACGGAGCGGUGGCCCGGCUGUCGGGACCGGGGGUGGAGCUGGAGGAGGCGCUGGGAUGGCUGGACAAGAGCUCACAGCAGGAGGACUUCUCCCUCAGUGACAUCUGGGGGGUUCUGACCUCUGCUGGGAUCAUGAAGCAGAUGAAUCUGCAGCAUCUUUCCGAGGAGGCCAAGAGGAACGCCACCAACCCAUACCCUGUGUACAGCGCCGUCGAGAAGCGCUGCUACCAAAACGGGCCAACAGAAGGGAAAUGGUUCGAGGUGACGCCUCACGAGGCUGGAUUCACAGAGAUGGGCCUCUUCAUCCAGACGUCUCUACUGGGAAGCAAGUUCCAGAAUGGAACGCUGGUGGAGGAGCGGCCGGAGAUGGACAUGGUCAGACUACAAGGUCUUCUCGGUUGUGCUCUGGCUGAUGAGAAGUUCCUGAAGAGCCUAAUGCCUGCGUAUCUGAACGUGCCUGGACUCGUGGACAGCGCUGCUGAGGAGUACGUGCGUGUCUACAGUAUGCUGGACAAACUGGUGGACCUGACACGAAGCACCAUCCAAGACCCCACUGCUCUGGCUGAUCUGGACCAUCUGCAGAAAAUACUGAAAGACAUGAUGAAUCAUAACCAGUCUGCGCUGCUGGAGGCAAAGAGUCCAGAGGAACGAAAGGGCCUUUUUCAGCAGUGGAGCCUGGAGCUGGUGGCAGCGGUGGAGAACUGGAGCCAGAACCUGGAGGACGGAGCCUUCAAAACCCACGCCUCUGUUCUCACUAAACAGGUCAUUCCUCUCAUCAUAAAGUGGGAGUGGGGAACAACCAGGAACUUCCUCUACCAAUACCAAGAUUCCAUGGUUCCACCGUGCCUCCACACCAAUGAAAGCCUCCACCUGAUCGACGCUGGACUGCUGAUCAACGUGGCCUACCCUGCGUUCCUGGGGGAAAAGAGAGACAUUGACCUCAUCAUCGCACCGGAGUACAGCGCUGGGAACAUCUUUGAGACUCUGACUCUCGCCAGAGACUAUGCAGCUGAGGUGAAGAAGCCUUUCCCAGAGAUAGACAACAAAGUCAUAGAGGACAGAGACUGGCCAAAGGACUGUUACGUGUUCGAGGGGAAAGGGAAGGAGCCCACCAUCGUUUACAUGCCGCUGUUCAACAGACGCAACUGCAAAGAUGUGGAGGAGCUCAAAGCGAAGAGGGAGGAGUUCUCCACGUUCCAGCGGCCCUUUUCCCCGGAGAAGAUCAACUUCGUGCUGGAGACGGCAAAAGCCAACAUGAAGAACAACAGGGAAACUCUGCUGAGGGAGAUCCACAAAGCCACUGUCCGUCGCAGGGGACAUCAGAAUCACAAUCAGAAAAAGCUUUAUUGCCAUGCUCUGUAGAGUGCACUUCAAAGAACUAGGAACUUGUCUUCUUCUUUGUCUUUGAUUGGGUGUGAUCUUGGAUCUUUUUAAUCAUCUUUAUAAAGUAGAGAGGAUACAGUCGGAGCUCUGUCUGCACAAACACACAUGAAUAUAUAAACCAAGCUUCAGCUGCAUUUAAGGUGAAAAAUACAAUGCAAUAAAGAGGAUCCUAACAAUGA